This is a messenger RNA of Copidosoma floridanum, 1683 nucleotides long. Its product is annotated as acyl-CoA Delta-9 desaturase-like. Gene Ontology annotation, biological process: unsaturated fatty acid biosynthetic process. Lineage: Eukaryota; Metazoa; Arthropoda; Insecta; Hymenoptera; Encyrtidae. Gene Ontology annotation, molecular function: stearoyl-CoA 9-desaturase activity; iron ion binding. The record is from RefSeq and is a predicted model, not a curated record. Gene Ontology annotation, cellular component: endoplasmic reticulum membrane.
CCUUUCCACCAUACAUCAAAGUUAUUCUAUUCUGCUGCUAUACGUGGUCACAUUAGAACACCGUAUAUAUUGUUGAAAGAAGCAACUUCAUUAUAAAGUGUACAGCUCUCUCUAUUUUAUCUCUGUUUGCAUCUUACAGUGCUUGAGUACGUUUGACACAGACAAAUAAAGUAAAAAAACGCUUCACUUGUUAUAAUCAAAUACCUUAGUCAGUCCAAAUGCUAGUGUUGCCAUAAGUUUUUAAACUUUUAAUUGUUACUAGAAUACACUUAAUUUACAGCCUUGUAAAAGUCUUUUAAGUUGCACACCUGCACAAAAGUGUGCUUAUAGUACUGCUCCAUUGGUUGACAUAAAUUUUAAGCUGACACUUUAGUAUGAUAAUCUUAAUACAAUUGUGUAUAAUUUAGAUUAUUUCCAGUAAAAAACUUCAGAAAUCGGUGAAUUUGGAGAGCCAUCAAAGGGGUAAAUAAUGAAUGCCAGUCAGAGAAUUUUGAAACUGUAACUAAAAAGCAAUACACUGACGUUUUCAAGAACAAUAUUUUACCUGCAAAAUGAAGUCCUCACAUAAUGCGUACGUAGUUACGAAGUUUGACCGAAAUAGUACUUACUUUUCAGGACAAAAGUUGAUCUGGAAAAAUGUGAUCACAAUUUCAAUUUUCCACAUUCUCGCUAUCUACAGUUUCAUUACGUUUCCUUACCUGAGUUGUUGGAAAACAGCUGUAUGGGCUUGGGCUGUGGCUGUAUCUGCUUCCUUUGGUGUAGGAGCAGGCGCUCAUCGGUUAUGGACACAUCGCUCUUACAAAGCAAAAACUCCCUUAAAGAUAAUUCUGUUGCUUUGCUACAACUUAGCUGGGAUGAAUUCUAUUUUCAACUGGGUACGGGACCAUAGAGUACAUCAUAAAUAUUCUGAAACAGAUGCGGAUCCUCAUAAUAGCAAAAGGGGCUUUUUCUUUUCUCAUGUUGGCUGGCUCAUGUUACGCAAACAUCCUGAGGUACUAAAAAAGGGUCGUCAAAUUGAUAUGACUGAUAUUCUCAACGACUCUGUGGUUCAGUUUGGUGAAAAAUACUUUGUACUCCUAAAAAUACUCCUUUGCUUCAUUCUACCAACAAUUAUUCCCGUCUUCUUAUGGAAUGAAAAUUGGUACUAUGCACUAUUAUCACAACUAUUAAUGCGUUAUUCGUACGUGUUAAAUGCCACCUGGUGUGUCAACAGUGUCGCCCACAUGCUUGGAUGUAGACCUUACAAUAAAAUGAUUGCACCUACGGAGAACAUGCUCAUCUCGUUGGCAACUGGUGGCGAGGGCUGGCAUAACUACCAUCAUGUUUUUCCAUGGGAUUACAAAGCAGCAGAGCUCGGUCAUUUCACUGAUCUUAGUACUUACUUCAUCCAUUCUUUUGCCAAAAUUGGUUGGGCCUACGAUCUCAAGCAGACUUCACCUGAUCUCCUCAAGUCCAUCGUUGCAAGAAGAAGUAAUAGCACUAAGUUUGAAGUGCCUCCACCAGAAGAGAAAACGCAAACUAUCCAGCGAUAAUUUCUUCCUUCAUUGUCUUUAUUUUUAUAUUAAUAUUUAUAGAAAAAGAUACAUAAAUACACUCAGUUUAUAUUUUGGAUAUCUAACUGUAUAAUACUUAUUAUUUAAUGUAUUAUUAAACUUUUUUUUCCGUUUAAUUUCUGUCAGUAUA